AUGAACCCGGCCAACGAGACAAUGACGCCUAAAAAGGUCGCGAUUAUUGGCGCUGGCCCCUCGGGCCUCGUCACCGCAAAAGCCCUCCUCCACCACUCCCCCGGCCGCUAUGAACCGACCAUCUUCGAAUCCAAGCCUGUCAUCGGCGGGCUGUGGGCUACGAACAGACUAUCCCGCCAACAGGGGUUUAUUCCUGCGUCGAUGCGCACGAAUCUGAGUCGAUUCACAGUCUCGUUCUCGGAUCUGUCGUGGGAGGAACCCAAUACAUAUAAUGGGAAUGGAAGUGGAAUGUUCCCGAGAGCAGCGCAGGUCAAUGAUUAUUUACAGCGGUAUUGCGAGAAGUUUAUCCCAGAUGAGGUGCUUAAAUUGUGUUGUCGGGUUGUUCGGACGAUGAGAAAUGAGGAUAGUCAGAUUGAUAAGAGUCAAAAUGAGGAGGAGAGACGGCGGUGGACGGUGGAAUGGGUGGACGAGAGCAAACCAGAGAGGUCCAUCUACCCCAAGAAAAAAAAAAAAAGGAUAUAUCAUGCUAAUAUAUAUUCUAGUACUGUGUCUUCCUCAUUCGACUACCUCGUUGUCGCAUCAGGCUUCUUCGGUACGCCGCACAUCCCGUCCAUCCCAGGACUACACAACUUCCCAUCCACCAGGGCCAUCCACAGCUCGUCCCUCCACUCUCCCUCCGACUUCCUCGCGCAACUCACCACCAACCAUGCCGAUCCCACCGGCACCAUCCUCGUCGUAGGCGGGAGCAUGUCUGGCGCCGAAGCCGCGUCAGCCCUCGCCUUAUCCCUCUCAUCUCUCCCUUCUCAUAACCUGACCAUCAAGCACAUCUCCUCCCGCCCCUUCUGGCCUGUCCCGACUUACCUCCCCGACCAAUCCGGCGGCUUCAUCCCCCUCGAUCUCGCCCUAUACGACCUCUCCCGCCGCCCGCCAGGCGACGUGCAGUACACACUGGGCCCCGUUCCCGCAGCGCGCGCGAGAGCAGUACACGACUACUUUUCCUCCCUCCUCUCUUCCUCCCAGCCUAACCUCCUGGAACCCUCUUCCUCUGACCGAGACCACCCGCCAUGGGUCGCCGUGACAGACCACUACAACGAAUUCGUACGCAGCGGCACCAUCCACCCUCUUCUCGGCCGUCUCGAGUCCCUCACCACCAGCACAAACACAGCCAUCCUCCGGCACCCAACCGGCACAACCGAACCCAUCCCCUCUAUCCUCGCAAUCGUCUUCGCAACAGGAUUCACCCCUUUCCCCUCCCUCUCUCCUCUCCUCCCUAACCCCGUCCUCUCAGCCCUAAACUACUCCCCAACCCACCCACUCUUCCCGCUCCUCCUCGAUGCAAAAGCGACUCUGAACCCACUUGUUCCAGACCUAGGCUUCGUAGGCAUGUAUCGCGGCCCUUACUGGGGAGUGAUGGAGAUGCAAGCACGAAGUCUCGCCGUUCGGUGGGGCGACAGUACCUGCACACCCGGCACCUCACACGACCUAUCUGCAUGCGACUCGAUCCGCUCGCUGCGAGAGCAAAACUCAUCGAUAGCGCAGUUCCCGAUGGGCGAUUAUGUGGGGUUAAUGGAGACGUAUGCGCGGGAGUUGGGCAUUGCGCGCGCCGAUAUACAGAAUGAAAAUGGGAAUGAUGAUGAUGAGAGAGUAGGCCCCGUCGUGCCAGCGCGAUACGCCACCCCAAAAACCCCCGACUCAGCCGCAACCCUUGCCGCGCUGAGGGCGUUGAUGGCGCCGGCUAGUGCAGGCAGACGGGAUGCAUUGUGCCAUGCGGUUUUUCGUGCAUUGCAUGGGAAGUGGAGAGUCUCGUCCACUGCUGACGGCAAAAGAGAGGUGGAGUUGUGUCCGCGGGUAUGCGUGUCUGGGCCGUCAGAGGGUGAUGUAGAGUAUGAAUACUGCGAUUCUGAAGUAGAAGGGACGUGUGUCUUCCGGCUUGUUGAUAAGCGCAUUCAUAUCCUCACGACAUCUGAUGGUAGCACAGUCGUGCGACGGAUUGAGUUUGUAGGGAUGAGCACAGAGGGUGAGGAAGGGGGUGUGUAUCGACAUGUAGCUAGGGGUGUAGUUGAUGGCGAUGAGGGGGAUGUGGUUGAGUAUGUGUUUCGUUUGAAGGGAGUUCAUGUUGUGUCGUGGGAGGAGCGGGGGAGGGUGUAUACCCGGCCUACACAUCACCAUUAA
Molecule: messenger RNA, 2172 nt
Organism: Talaromyces proteolyticus
Lineage: Eukaryota; Fungi; Ascomycota; Eurotiomycetes; Eurotiales; Trichocomaceae
Exons: 2
Coding region: 1-2172 (723 amino acids)
Molecular function (GO): oxidoreductase activity
Source: RefSeq, a predicted model, not a curated record